Molecule: messenger RNA, 1472 nt
Organism: Microtus oregoni (creeping vole)
Lineage: Eukaryota; Metazoa; Chordata; Mammalia; Rodentia; Cricetidae
Gene: Mmp12
Product: matrix metallopeptidase 12
Exons: 9
Coding region: 16-1281 (421 amino acids)
Biological process (GO): collagen catabolic process; extracellular matrix organization; proteolysis
Cellular component (GO): extracellular matrix
Molecular function (GO): zinc ion binding; metalloendopeptidase activity
Source: RefSeq, a predicted model, not a curated record
GAGGACAGAAUUUCAAUGCUAAAAUCAAAAGUCAAGAGAAACAUCCUAGAAGAAAAACUCCAGGAAAUGCAGCAGUUCUUUGGGCUCGAAGCAACUGGGCAGCUGGACAAGCCUACUUUGAAGAUAAUGCACACCCCUCGCUGUGGAGUAUCUGAUGUGCAGCAUCGUGGCGCAGUGCCAUUGAGGUCAAUAUGGAGCAAGCAUCACCUCACCUACAGAAUCAUUAAUUACACUCCUAACAUGAAGCGUGAGGAUGUUGACUACGCAUUUCAGAAAGCUUUUCAAGUCUGGAGUGAUGUGAGUCUUCUGAGAUUCAGGAGGAUUUAUGAAGGCGAGGCUGACAUCAUGAUCCUUUUUGCAUUUGGAGCGCAUGGAGACCGCAAUGCUUUUGAUGGAAAAGGUGGUGUACUGGCCCAUGCUUUCUACCCUGGACCUGGCAUUCAAGGAGAUGCACAUUUUGAUGUGGCAGAAACCUGGAGUAAAAGUUCCUCUCAAGGUACGAAUCUGUUCCUUGUUGCUGUUCAUGAGCUUGGCCAUUCCUUGGGGCUGCAUCAUUCCAACAAUCCAAACUCAGUCAUGUACCCCAGCUAUGGUUUCCUUGACCCCAACACAUUCCGCCUCUCUGAUGAUGACAUAAGUAGCAUUCAGUCUUUCUAUGGAGCCCCAGUAAGAAGCCCACCCACGAUGCGUCCUGAGCGUCGCCUGCCAAUGAUCUGCCGGCAGCGCCUGAGCUUUGAUGCGGUCACCACAGUGGGAGAUAAAAUCUUCUUCUUUAAAGACUGGUUCUUCUGGUGGACACGACCUGGGAGUCUAGCCUCCAAUAUCACUUCAAUUUCUUCCAUGUGGCCAACUGUCCCGUCUGGUAUCCAAGCUGCUUAUGAAAUUGAAAGCAGAAAUCAACUAUUUCUUUUUAAAGAUGACAAGUACUGGUUAAUAAGCAACUUAGCACCAGAGCCAAGCUAUCCCAGAAGCAUAUACACUCUGGGAUUGCCCACGUCAGUGAAGAGAAUAGAUGCAGCCACCUUCGACCCAUAUCGCCAGAAGGUUUUCUUCUUUGCGGAUAAGCAGUAUUGGAGGUAUGAUGUGGCGCAACAGGCCAUGGACCCGACUUAUCCCAGACUCAUUUCCACACACUUCUCAGGAGUUGGUCCUAAAGUUAGUGCAGUCUUCUAUUUCAAACGAUACUACUACAUCUUCCAAGGAGCCAUGCAACUGGAAUAUGACCCCCGGUGGCAUCGAGUCACAAAAAGGAUGAAGAGUACCAGCUGGUUUGGGUGUUAGGAAGGAUGCAGUCAAGGGUGCUUGUCAGUGCAAUAAGUACUUAUCACAUAUUCGCCAUGUACUACAUGCCAGUAAUGUAACAGGAAACGACCACAGAUAACUGUUUACACAGAAAAAUGCUUUUACAAAAGUUAUCCUCUUUUGAUUAUUUUUCAGUUGAUCCUCUUCUUAAUUUUGAGCAAAUAUCUUCA